AUGCCCAUGAGAGAGGCUGAAGGGGAUGCUAAAGGAGAUAAAGCCAAGGUGAAGAAUGAGCCACAGAGAAGAUCCGCAAGGUUAUCUGCUAAACCUGCUCUUGCAAAGCCAGAGUCCAAACCUAAAAAGGCCCCUGCAAAGAAGGGGAAGAAGGUACCCAAAGGGAACAAGGGAAGAGCUGAUGCAGAAAACGGAGGUGCCACAAGAGACCAGGCGCAGAAAGGUGCUGGAGAUGCCAAGUGUGUGCAUUAUGGGUAACUGUGUACUUCUGGUGACUGUACAGUUUGAAAUACUAUUUUUUAUCAAGUUUUAUAAAACUGCAUAAUUUUGUUUUACUUUUUUUAAGCUAUGUUGUUAGCACACAGAACGUUUCAGUGUUGUUUUGGG
This is a messenger RNA of Herpailurus yagouaroundi (jaguarundi), 387 nucleotides long. Its product is annotated as non-histone chromosomal protein HMG-17-like. NCBI's taxonomy places the organism in Eukaryota, Metazoa, Chordata, Mammalia, Carnivora, Felidae. The transcript has a single exon. Gene Ontology annotation, molecular function: nucleosomal DNA binding. The record is from RefSeq and is a predicted model, not a curated record. Gene Ontology annotation, cellular component: nucleus; chromatin. Gene Ontology annotation, biological process: chromatin organization. Bases 1 to 258 code for a protein of 85 amino acids.